Messenger RNA from Penicillium antarcticum, 2766 nucleotides. Its product is annotated as putative ATP dependent RNA helicase. Gene Ontology annotation, cellular component: catalytic step 2 spliceosome; intracellular anatomical structure. The coding region runs from base 1 to 2766 and encodes 921 amino acids. The record is from RefSeq and is a predicted model, not a curated record. The transcript is spliced from 7 exons. Gene Ontology annotation, molecular function: RNA binding; ATP binding. NCBI's taxonomy places the organism in Eukaryota, Fungi, Ascomycota, Eurotiomycetes, Eurotiales, Aspergillaceae.
AUGGCUUCUGAAGAGCUUUCGACAUCUUUUAUUCCAGCCCUGUAUAAGCCGGCUGCUCUAUUGCCUAUUGCACGGCAUAAGAGGAGUCUGUUGUACUUGGUUGAGAAAUACCCUGUCACCAUAGUCGUGGGUCAAACAGGUAGCGGCAAAACAACCCAGCUUCCGCAAUAUCUCGACCAGGCAGGAUGGUGCGAGGAUGGAAAAGCAAUUGCUGUCACACAGCCCCGUCGAGUGGCUGCCACGACUGUUGCAACCCGAGUAGCAGAGGAGAUGCGUUGCAAAGUCGGUGAGGAGGUUGGCUACUCUAUCAGAUUUGAAGAUCUAACAUCCGCCGCAACAAGAAUCAAAUUCUUGACAGAUGGCAUGCUGCUCAGAGAAGCUUUGGUCGAUCCUCUUCUCUCGCGAUAUUCUGUGAUCAUGGUUGAUGAAGCACAUGAAAGAUCUCUAAGCACCGAUGUUCUCCUCGGAACUCUGAAGAAGAUCCGCAAAAAACGUCCUGAACUCCGCAUUGUCGUGAGUAGCGCAACGCUUCAGGCAGAAGACUUUUUGCAUUUCUUCGCUGGCGAAGAAUACAAGCCCGAUACAGAACCGGCUGACCUGGGAGGAAGUGUUGGAAGAAUUAUCAGUCUGGAAGGACGGAUGUACCCAGUCGAUAUGCUUUACCUUGAGACACCUGCAGAAGACUAUAUCGAACGAGCAGUCAAGACUGUGUUUGAUAUUCAUUCUCAGGAAGCAGAAGGCGAUGUACUUAUCUUUUUGACGGGCCGGGAAGAGAUCGAUACUGCCAUUCAGUUAAUAUCCGAGAGAGCGGCUACUCUUCACCCAAAAGCUCAUUCACUGCUUCCAUUGCCUCUCUACGCGGGACUCACGACAGAACAACAAAUGUACGUCUUCGAGCCGACACCAGAAAACACCAGAAAAGUCAUUGUCUCGACCAAUAUCGCAGAGGCAUCGGUCACGAUCGACGGAAUCGUAUACGUGAUCGAUUGCGGCUUUGCCAAACUUAGGGCCUACAACCCCAGCACUGGCGUUGAGACUUUGACAGCAGUACCGAUAUCAAAAGCAUCGGCUACACAGCGAGCUGGACGAGCUGGAAGAACAAAGCCGGGAAAGUGUUUCCGCUUAUAUACGCAGGAAGCCUAUGAAAAAUUACCUGAAGCAACGGUACCUGAGAUCCAGCGAUCAAAUCUAGCCCCGGCCAUCAUGCAGCUUAAAGCACUGGGAAUUGACAACAUCGUUCGAUUUGACUUCUUGACUCCUCCACCGGCAGAACUCGUCAUUCGAGCAUUCGAGCUUCUCUCUUCACUCGGUGCAGUUGAUGACUAUGCAAAGCUCACGAAACCACUUGGAACACGAAUGGCAGAACUUGCGGUCGAUCCAAUGAUGGCCAAGGUCCUCCUUGCGGCUCCGUCUUUCAACUGUCUCAGCGAGAUCCUCUCAAUUGCGGCGAUGGUCAGUCUUCAGGGAACGGUAUGGGUUCAGCACGAAGGAGAUAAGAGAUCUGCCGAGAGCAAUCGCCGCAAGUUUGCCGUCGAGGAGGGUGAUCAUUUGACAUACCUAAAUGUAUACCAGGCAUUCGUCACCAAGGGAAAGAAGGAUUCAAAAUGGUGUCGUGACAACCUCUUGAACUACCGGGCGCUACUGCGCGCAGUGAGCAUCCGGGGUCAACUGAAACGAUACCUCGAACGCUUCGGUAUUCAAGUUGAUGAGUCGUUGUCAGCUCGCACUGGCGCCCUUGAUUUGAGUUCCCAGCCUGAACGGAUUCGGAGAUGUCUCACCACCGGUUAUUUCGCUCAUGCGGCGAAGAUGCAACCUGAUGGCACUUUUCAAACUGUCAGUGGGGGACUGACUCUUCAUGCACACCCCAGCUCAUUAAUGUUUAACCGCAAUGCAGACUGGGUUAUCUUCCAUGAAAUCAUGCAAACGGGCGAGAAGACUUACAUUCGCGAUAUUACGAAGAUUGAGAAAGGCUACCUACUGGAAUAUGCUCCCGACUAUUACAGACUCCCAAGGUUGACUGACCCCAACUCUUACAAAAACCGCAACGUCACGGGAGCGGAGAGCUCCAAAACACCUUCCGCUUCAGGUCGCGCGCAUUUCCUCGUCAACACGCGCGAAACAGAUACCUGCAUCACCACUUCACAAUACCAUGAUCACUCCAACGAUAUCACGCCAGCCAUCCAAUCUCUCCUCUAUUCUCAGAUUGAUUUCGGUCGGAUCACUACUCUCAACGAAUCUGUCCCCAAGGCCGGCGCAGCUAUCGCGCAAAAGACCUGGGCCGAGCGACUGAAUGACAAGCCCGAGCUUGAGAGCGAUGCAGACGAGCAGCUGCUCAUGAACAUCCCAUUCAACGGCCAAGUAAAAGUGCACUCCCUUCUCCUCUACACAGCCCCAACAACCUCCGCCCCAAAAACCAUAAAGCUCUUCAAGAACCGCGACGACCUAGACUUCUCAACAGCCUCAGAGCUGACCCCAACUCAAACGAUCGAAGUCCCACAGCCCAUUCCUGGCGCCGAUGUCUUUGAAUUGCCGUUGAAUCGCGCUCACUGGAACGCGACUACCUCUAUUACGCUCUUCUUUGAGGACAAUUGGAGUGAUGGCGAGGAGGAUGUUACUAAGGUUGGUUAUGUUGGGUUUAAGGGGCAGUUUUUGAAGCUCGCGCGUGAGCCUAUUAGUUUUCUCUAUGAGUCUGCUGCGAAUCCUCAGGAUCAUGUUUCUAUCCCUGGGGUUAGUGGUGUUGGGGGGAGGAUUAUGCCUGGUCAGUAG